This is a messenger RNA of Microbotryum saponariae, 4364 nucleotides long. NCBI's taxonomy places the organism in Eukaryota, Fungi, Basidiomycota, Microbotryomycetes, Microbotryales, Microbotryaceae. The record is from the annotation of a GenBank genome assembly.
AUGUCGAAGAGUUUCGACGACUCGGACUCGACGUCAGACAUGUCCCCCUCUGCACCCACCUACUCGACGUCCGUGCCUGCCGGUGCGCGUCGACCCGACGUCGACGACGGUGACGCCGGCGGGGUCGGGAUCGGCGCUGGGGCGCCGCAGCGCAGCUCGACCUCGACCACCAAACGCGCUCGCAAAGUCAAGGAGCGGCUACGAAUCACACACGCUUGCGAGCGAUGCAAGUACAAGAAGGCGCGUUGCAAUGUAAGCUCAUGUCCAGAGAAUCUGCCACCAACCCUUCGUUGUGUGUUCGAAUCGCCAGGGCGGGCGAGUCCGUCGCAUCUGAGUCCGACACCGUGACUGACACUCCGCAUUCGCUUCUCUCUGUUGGCUUUCGGGUCGCCUUUCGCACGCGCCUCGACGGAUCGCCCUCCUGUGGUUCGCGCUGGACUCUCUGUGCGACCUCUAAUUCGCGCUCGAUCAACCGGCCCCCUCUCGCAUAUCUUCGGCCUCGACUACACGAACACGAUCGACCCUUCCAUCAUCAUCACUCCCCUCCCCCUCCCUUUUGAUUUUUAUUUAUUGGCUGCCCCCUCUUACAGGGCGACCAACCCGUGUGCGCCAACUGCAGCAAAUCAAAGGCCGAAUGCGUAUAUCAACCCGAGCUCGACGGCCGAAAGCGAAAAAAAUUGACCCGCACGAGCCUACCUGCACGUUCGGGCUCGUCGUCGUCGUCUACGUCGCAUCGAAUCCUGGAGGCUUCUCGUGAAGACUCGUUGGGUUAUCACCAGGGCAGCGGCUCAGGCGCAUCGGAACCGGGUCGGUCGCGCCCCAGAUCAACGAGCACCGCCGCGAGCCAUGCCCACGUCGUUCAUGGACCACAUCCCAGGCACGAUCGCCCCCCAACGUCCGACCCUACCGGCGCAUUCGCUGCGACAAGCGCCGACGACGCCGAGAACACGGUCCCGUCCCCGCCUCAGCAUCACCACGGCCUCUCCCAUCAUCAUCCUCACUCUGCCGCGCCAAGUCACCACCACCCGCAUCAGCUGCCACCGCCCCAUCCUCACCACCACCACUUUGAGCCCGAUGGCCCUCCCGACCUCCCCGGCAAUCUCGUCGAUUCGAGGUGGACGCCUUCGCACCACCAUGCGAGUAGUGCUGGGGGCAACUCGUCGGUGGAACGUCUCAGUCUACCACCCGAACACUUUCACCAUUCACCUCACCAGCCAUUACCGCACAUGUCGUUGCUGAACCUCUCGAACCCGAUUCUUCCCCCGCCGACCGGUCCCGGGUGGCCCAUGGUGUCGCCCCAUCAGAUCUCGCCUUCGAUCGACCACGGGCAGUAUCACGAGCAAGAGUCGCCGUUCCAUCACCAGCAACAGCCCUUGCAUCCCCCGCUGUCGCAUUCGCAUUCGCAUCCGCAUUCGCAUCCGCAUUCACUUUCACAUCCGCAUUCGCAUUCGCAGCCGCACCACCCCUACCCGCCGCAUCACGAUCAGAAUCAGCAUCAGCAGCAGCAACAGCAUUCCGAGCAGCAACAGCAGCACGAUCACGAGAAUCAGAAGCAUCAACGAUCUGGGUACGAUUUUCACCACAACCCUCCCGUGCUCCCGAGUUACAUCGGUAUGAUGGGGCCGAACCACUCGCACACAGGCCCUCCUAUCCUCGGCUCGGUCCCUCCCGUGGCAGGAGGUCAAGCCAGUGCCCUGUCACCUUCACCCUCACCACCGCCACAUCAUGGUCAUCAUCAGCUACACCAUUUGAUACGACACGAUUUUGUGGCCCACCCCUCGCAAGACCCUCCUUCAUCCGUCGACGCCGACCCACACCACGCGGGCGUCGACCCAGGGGCUUCAGGAGGUUCGCUGGAUCAGCUUAGCGCGCUCGCCGCCGAACGGCACGGAAUGGAGGACUAUCGGCCCAUGGGCCGUCCAAUCGAGUUCAACUACUUGAGACCCUUUGGACCGACGGCUAUUCAACCCGGACUUCAGCAAGUCAGUCUCUCGCUCUCGUCGAUCGAGGCUCACCAACCCAUGAUGGGGACGCCCAGUCCGCGCGAUCCUCAUCGGAGGACAUCCUACUCACUCGCGCGGCAUGGGAGCCAUCUUUUUCGGGACCCUAGUCCACCCGACCACCUCUACGCACCUGGUUCCGAUAUCCCCCGACAGGACGUGCUCGACGACCUUGUGCCCCUCUUUUUCCUCCGCAUGGGAUCCGAGUUCCCCUUUCUGAACGUGCGGCACGUGCAAGAGGCGUGCGGGCAGGAACCGUUCGGCAUCUCUCAUCCCCCGGGACGGAAAAGUGGCUCGUUGUUAUCGACUCAGCUCGACGGUCCCCUUUUGGUCAACACGAUUUGUGCUGCCGCAGCUCGGUUUUCUGAAGCGUCGUCGAUCGUACAACUCGAACAAGAGCCCGCAACAUGGGGCAUCGCAUUCGCGAACAAGGCCAAGCAGCUCCUGACGCCUCUACUCGGCUUGCCAUCGUCGGGCACGGUCGCGUCCUUGCUGCUUCUCGCGCACCACGAGUUUGGGCUCAAUUCCGAAGGUGCACUUUGGAUGUACACGGGGAUGGCGGUCAGGAUGGCGCAGGACAUCGGACUGCACUUGAACAUCCAGAGACCGACGAGUGAUCGGAGGAAGCGUGCGCAGGACUCGCUGCUGUGGUGGAGCUGCGUGACGAUGGACCGUAUGCUCUCGAUCGGUACUGGCCGAGCUUCGAUGGCGAAGGAACACGAGUCAUUUGUAAGUUCAUAUCGGGUACUUACCCCUUGAGGUGGAUUUUGUUCCGGGCUAAUUGAGUCCUUUCUCGUCUUUUGAUGCAGCUCCCCGCUCCAACGGACGAGGACAUUCAAGUCGUUGCCCAAGAUGUAGCGGUUCCAAAUUUGCACAGUCUCUUACCUUCCCCUUUCCCACACUACGUCGCACUGCAAAGAUUGGUCGGCCAGCUGGCGGAUAUCGUGAACGUUACUUCAACGACUUGGGGCUCUCCGAUGGACGACAGUGCAUCGGCCGACGAUGACCGCGAGCCCAUCUCGGCCGAGUCCUCGCAUCGUCUGGCGGGCUCCGGCACCGAGCGUGGGGCCGAAGACCUCUACGCACUCGAGCACGAGAUCCGUACGCUGUAUCACAAUCUCCCCCGAGAUCUUGGGUGGUCGACUUCCAAGUGAGUGUUCUGUGAAUGACCGUCUUCGGAUGACAGAUCCGUGUUUGAUAUCUCGCCCCCACCCUGCAGCUUUCGGCGUCAAAUCGCGCGUGGCACGGUCCCGGUGUACCUCCAUUUGCACCUCUGGUACCAUGCCGUCAUGAUCAUUCUCUACCGGACGCCGGUGCUGCACCCCAAGCUCAACGCCGCAAAGCCUGCUCUCACAGACCGCUUGCGCCAAUCGAUUGUCUCGUCGGCGUGCGAUUCAAUCCGAGAGGUCCUUGCGGUGUCCGAGACGAUCGAUGCUUCGAGAAUCGCAUCAUGUCCUUUUGUUCAUCAGCCGCUCUUCGUUGCUGCGCUGGCGUGGGCGCAGGAGUAUCGACUGCGUACGGGGCGUGAUGUAUUGUCGGCGCCGCCUUUGAACUCGCAUGCUCAGGCCCAGAUCGAGGGCAACACCGAAGCGAACGGACCGGGCUCUGCAUCGGCGGCAGGAAGCGACAUUCUCGCGAUCGAAGCGUCGAAGAAUUACCAUCUUGCGUCUGCGGCGUUGGCGAGACAGUCUCGAUUCUGGUUGGGCGUGCGCGGGAUUGUCAAGCUUCUCGAACGGCACGCAAUCGGCGCUUCCGGGGAAGGUGUAGAUCCUCAGAUUCGUCCGAGUGGAUCGCAGGUCUUGUUGACGCUGUGUUCGGAGAAUGAAAUGGGCAUUCUGGCGAGGUUACACUCGAGGAUGGGUGGAGGGUUCGAUGGAAGGGAGGGAAAGGGCAUUGCGACCCCCAAUAUGGCUUCGACGAGCCCACAGGGCGAAGCGACGAAUCGGGAUCAGGAUCAUCGGCAUCGUCCGAUCGGAUCAGGUGAACAACAGACGGUGGAUGCGCUGUUUGGGAUGCUGCACCCUCCGACGUCAAUGUUGGGUGAUGAAGGUGGCGUUCUUCGUUCGUCGAUCAUGAGCGAGAAUGGUUCUUCGUCGAACGUAAACAACCGCCCGCCCACAAGCCAAAGUGAUUCCGCACCCAACGCAAGCCCUCGAGUUGACCUGACCCAUGAUGACUUUGCUCUGGCUUGUGAGUGGAUCGCUUCUAUGAAUUCUCAACAGUGACAGAAUAUCAAUUGACAUCAUCUCUCCCUCCACACCGGCAGAUACCUUCGCAGGCUCGAUCUCUGCCGAUGGCGCACCUCGAACCGGACCCGCUUCAGCUCCAGUACAUGGCACACAACCUUCGGCUUCUUGGAGAUGA